Messenger RNA from Chironomus riparius, 2947 nucleotides. The record is from the annotation of a GenBank genome assembly. Lineage: Eukaryota; Metazoa; Arthropoda; Insecta; Diptera; Chironomidae.
AACCAGCUUAGUUUUACACUAAAUUGGUGCUGUUAAUAUUAAAAAUGUGGUUGCUUAAAAUAGCAGCGUUAUCAGCUUAUCUGUCAAUUCUAUUAGCUAGUCCACUUGAUGUUUUGAAACAAAAUGAGGAAAACAAUUUAAUUAAUCAGGCAGAUGAGACAACAAGCUAUAGACUUCCAAAUAAUACAAUUCCAAUUGACUAUGAAAUAACUUUAACUACAAAUAUUCAUAGGAACUUAUCUGAGUUUUCUGGAACUGUCAAAAUUCAUGUCAAACUAAUGGAAAACUCUUCAUCCAUAACUUUACAUUCUCGACAGCUUGAAAUCGAAAGAAUUGACAUUUAUCAGCCAGGUAUGCCAUUUCCAACAAUCACUGAUGCUAUUUUUGAAGAAAUAAAAUCAAAUGAAUUUCUGGUCGUGAAGCUACCAAAAAUCUACGAAACUGGCACUGAAUUUGUGCUUGCCAUUUCCUAUCUUGGUAAACUUCGAGAAGAUUCAACUGGAUUUUAUCGUGGUGAUUACAUUAAUAGUGCUGGAAAUUCAAGUUCAUAUGCAGCAACUUAUUUUAAAUUAAAUAAUUCAAGAAGUGCAUUUCCAUGCUAUGAUGAGCCAGGCAUGAGAGCAACUAUGCAAUUAACAUUGAUCCAUGGAAGGAAUUUCUCAGCUUUGUCAAAUACAGAAGUGAUUUUGCAGUUAGAAGAUGGAGAUCAUUACUCGACUUUAUUCGCAAAGACACCAGCUAUGCCAACGUACUUACUGGCCUUUUUUGUCUCAGAAUAUGCCAAUAUUAAUUCAACAGAAAGUUCUAGAAUCCCUAAUAAAAUCCAUGCAACUCCAACUGCCAUUGAAGCUGGUUUUGGGAACUUUGCAGCUAGUGUUGUUGUUGACAUCUUUGAAGAAUGCGAAAAACUCUUUAAAGUUCCAUAUCCACUUAAUAAAAUUGAUAAUGUAGCAUUGUCAGUGACUUUAUACAAGCGUCCAUAUCUUUUUGGAGCACAUGGAAUGGAAAACUUUGGAUUAAUUAUGUAUUCAUCCUUUGGCUUCUUGCUAGAUCCAACAUUUACUGGACAUUAUAAGAAGAAUAAAGAAAAUUCAAUUACAUCACUUAUCUCACAUGUCUACGCUAAUCAGUGGUUCGGCAACAUCGUAACACCAUCUUGGUGGCAAUAUUCAUGGCUUAGUGCUGGAAUUGCUAAGUUCUUUGAAAUCUAUAUUCCACAUUCGUUAUAUCCUAAUGAAAAUUAUAUGGACAAGUUCUUCAUUUCGACAAUGCCAAUUGCUUUUAUUCAUGAUAAGUUGGACGCUUGGUCCAUGAAUCAUUAUGUUGAUAAUCCAGAUGACUUGAAGUAUAAGUUUAGUGGAAUAAGUUAUAAUAAAGCUGCAUGCGUGCUAAGAAUGUUUAUGGAAUAUGUUGGCGAGGAAGUCUUCCUUGAUGGAUUGAACAAUUACUUGAAUGAUAAUUACAUGCAGUCAGCUACACCUGAUGAUCUUCAUGCAGCUAUUGAUAAAGCAUUUAAAACGAAAAAUCCAGCAGUUUCGCUAAAUAUUGGUCAACUUAUGUCUACUUGGGAAAAUAAGCCUGGAUAUCCAUUGGUGUCAAUAAGCAUUUCUGGAAACAGUUUAUUAUUUUCACAACGUCGAUAUCCAGAAGGUAAUGGGGAGCUGUACAUGAUUCCAAUUACAUUUGCUACAAAAUCAAAUCCAGACUUUAUAACCCGAAAACCUAGAGUAUGGAUGGAUCAACAAUCAAUGUCAUUAUCACAAGCAUCACUUAACUUCACAGCUAAUGACUGGAUAGUCUUAAAUAUUGAUCAAGUGGGUUACUAUCGUGUUGACUAUGAUUUAACUUUAUGGCAAGCGAUAAUCAAGCAACUAAAAACUGACCAUGAAGUUAUAAAUCGAAUUAAUCGAGCAGUUCUUAUGGAUGAGAUUUAUAUAGCAUGGACACAGCUUGGUCGUGUAACAGCAUUUGAAGUCUUGGACAUUUUAAGCUAUUUGGAUAAAGAAAAGGACACAAAUGUAUGGAGAAAUGCACAAAAUCUCAUUCGAGGAUUGGAUCAUAAACUUUUUGGAACUGAUGCCUAUGAAAAAUUCUUAGAGUUCCUUAAGACACUUACAAGUCCACAUCUAGUUGAAUUAGGCUAUUUUGGAAUUGCUGGUGAGGAUUAUGAAACAACAAGACUCAGAGGAUACACAAAGAUAUGGAAUUGUCAAGCACUUGAUGAUAAUUGCUUAUCAAAAGACCUUGAAGUGUUUACAUCAUAUCGAGGAGGUUCAGGCGAAGGUGACUUUAAUUUCUGUAAUGCCUUAAAAGUUGUUGAUGGAGCGGAAUUCACAAAAUUACUUCAAGAUGUUAUUUCCGAUGUUAAUAUGGAUUAUCGUGAUGAUUUCGUAAAUUAUUUAGGAUGUUCAAGAUCAAGUGAUAACUUGAUGCAAUUAUUGAAUGCAGCACUUGAUCCAACUAACGGGCUAGAAAGCUACGAUCGAGAAAUGUUCCUAUACAAUAUGGCUCGAUACAGCAACUUAGGUUUAGAAGAAAGUUUGAAUUUUAUGGAUGCAAAUCACAAGGAACUAGCUAAUGUCAUUGAAAAGUUCCACGACCCACUGUAUUACAUAGCAGCUAAUGUUAAGGAUGAGAUGAUGGUAUCAAAAUUCGAAAACACACUAAAUGCCAUGGUUCAAGAAAGUAUAAUUCUUGCUAAUGACACCGCAUUCUUUAUUGAUGUAAUGAAAUCUAAUCAAGACUGGAUGGAUGAUAAUUAUUAUCAUGUUGCUGUUUAUUUUGGUUUACAGGAGGCAACAACUUUAGCGCCUACAACUUCUGUUUCCACAACUCCUGUUUCUAUUUCCACAUUACCUGACAGUGGAAUGACUAUUUUUAUAUCUUUGAGUUUAAUGUGCUUUUGCUUAAUCAUUCACUUGAUUUAAUAAAUCAGAAGUAAAUCAGA